CAAGAGUACGUAUAUAGUAUAUACUAAUAUACAUUGCUGUGCUUGAGCUAACUACUAAUCAAAAUGCCAAAAUCUCAAGCUUCUUGCAGUUCCAACAGCAGAAGAAGAAGCACCAAAUUUUGCAAAUUCAUUCCUUUCAUUCACACCAAUACUUCUCGUAAGUUCUAAAGAUUACUUCUUUUUGUAAGUUAUAAAUUCCUUUUCUUUAUUUAUGUUCUUUGGCCUGUUCUCCCCAGCUUAUUUUCAGUUCAGUUCAGCUCAGCUCAGCUCUUGACAAUACUUUUACUCUCACAUAUCACUAUUCAUUUCAGUUCAAUUCAGUUCAGUUCAGCUGUUUUAUGCCGAAGAGAACAAGCUCUUAGUGGAUAAUCACACUAUAAUAUAAUCAAGUAUAUGGUCAAGUAUGUUUUCUGAAGGGUAUUUCAUACAAAGAGCUAUAUAAGGCAACAGAUGGGUUCCGAAGAAUUAUGACUUGUGACUCUCAAAGCAUAACCUAUGAAGCUAAAUUCGAAGAUGGUUCAGCUUCUAUUGUGAAAGAAGUAAGAAGUGUUGAUCGCAGUAAUGAGGUGUUCGACAAAGAGUUGCAGUGUUUAGGACGUUUACAUCAUCGACACGUUGUAGCUCUAAGAGGAUUCUCUAUUGGUCGUAGGAGCUUCCUGAUCUUUGAGAACACUGCAAAAGGAAGCCUGAAAGAGCAUCUGAAUGAUCCUCUCAAGACUCCUCUAAGCUGGAAGACCAGAGUUCAGAUUGCCAUUGGUGUAGCUGCUGCGCUGGUUUAUCUGCAGUUCUUCUGUGAGGCACCCAUACGUCACAUCUCCAUUGAUUCAAGCGAUAUCAUCUUGGAUGAUAAGUUGGUUCCAAAGCUUUCAAAUAUCAGCUGUCUUUGCUCAGAAGAAAAGGCAGACAUGAUACCCCAAUUUGGUGCAUUACUACUUGAGCUGAUCACUGGUCAAUCUUUGGCAAAGGAGAGUGCUGAUGUAAUCCAAUGGAUCCAGGAACUACGAUCCAACUUAUCCAUGCAUAACAUGAUUGAUCCAGACCUCGGAAACAGCUACAGUUCGAAAGAACUAUGGGACCUCUUGAGCGUUGCAAGAUUGUGCAUGAAAGUCCAAAAUACACAAGCUUUUAGUAUCUCGCAAAUUUUUUGGUAUCUUCAAAAGAGGUUUGGCAAUAAUUGAACUACUACCCAGUGCUGGACAUUUUGUGAAACCCAAUUCAUCAGUGUCUCGCACUCUCGCCUAAGCAUUUGAUCAAACCAUAUACCAGUUCCGCGUCAUAUUUCAAUAGUUGAGCAAUAUAUGCAUAAACUUGCAUUUGAUAAGAAGUAUUUAUCUUAUUUCACUUAAGUUGUA
Beta vulgaris subsp. vulgaris (sugar beet) is the source of this 1352-nucleotide messenger RNA. Its product is annotated as probable receptor-like protein kinase At1g49730. Gene Ontology annotation, biological process: protein phosphorylation. The coding region runs from base 468 to 1178 and encodes 236 amino acids. Gene Ontology annotation, cellular component: plasma membrane. NCBI's taxonomy places the organism in Eukaryota, Viridiplantae, Streptophyta, Magnoliopsida, Caryophyllales, Amaranthaceae. Gene Ontology annotation, molecular function: ATP binding; protein tyrosine kinase activity. The record is from RefSeq and is a predicted model, not a curated record. The transcript is spliced from 7 exons.